UUCUCUCUCCCCAUCUUCCCCCUCCCCCACUGUAUUAUGUAGUGACAACACAAUCAAGUCGGGUCUUCUCCGACAGCCAAAUGCAAAUCACCCAUCCACUUUAACCAUAGCCUAGCCUAGCCUAGUCGAGAAAUCCCUCGCCAAACGCACAUACUCUUCACUCUUUACUCCAAUCUCCCAUAGCCACCCAUGAAGCGUGAUCAGCUCUCCGAAUGCGGCGGUUGCGGCGCUCCGGAGCGGUUCUUCCUCCACAACAUCCGCCACAGGGACACCUACCGACGCCUCUGCACCAACUGCGUCCUCAAGAACUACCAGGGUCUUUUCUGCCCCAUUUGCCUCGAGGUCUUCAACGAGCCUCCUCCCCCUCACCAACGCCUCAUCUGCCUCAAAUGUCCUUCCAUUUCACACCUCUCUUGCCCUUCUUCCUCACCUCUCUCCCAAUCCUUCACUUGCCCCUCUUGCUCCAACCCUAAUUUCUCUUUCUUCAGUCUCGCUGAUGAGAAUCCCCAAGGAUCUACCCCCGACGCCGACGCCGGUGAGAACAACGACGACAAGACGUCGACGAAAAUGCGGGUUAUAAACAAGGAAGCUGCUAAAGCGCUUCUAGCUGCUUCUAAGAUCACCGCCGUAUCCAUGACCAAAGCUGCCGCCGUUGCUAAAUUGGAGGCUGAGCGGAGAGUCAAAGAAGCUACUUUGGCGAAGAAGAGAGCCAAAGAGGCUCUCGAGAGACUCGCCUUGUUAGUCCGUAAGGACAAUGAUAACCAUAAGUUGUCACUUAUAAGCACUCCCAAAUCUGCCGCCGCCGCCAAAACCAACUCCUUGUCUCUUCCAUCUGGUAUUCCUGAAAAGGGAAAUAAUUGGUCGCUUUCUGUUUCUGCUGCUACUGUUCCCUAGUUGCAGCGUCAACAUAGCACUCAUGGUAUGCCUAAUUGACCCAUUGAUGAUUCCAACAAUCUCUGUAAACUGUUUGUUUUUGUUGGUAUUUUUUAGGCUGAUGUUUCUGGAACCAUAUGUUAAAUCUUUGUAGUGAAUAGCCUGUUUAUUUGGACUCAGCUCUUGCAUUCAA
This is a messenger RNA of Hibiscus syriacus, 1066 nucleotides long. RefSeq lists its product as uncharacterized. Bases 190 to 894 code for a protein of 234 amino acids. The transcript has a single exon. Lineage: Eukaryota; Viridiplantae; Streptophyta; Magnoliopsida; Malvales; Malvaceae. The record is from RefSeq and is a predicted model, not a curated record.